Messenger RNA from Pisolithus orientalis, 1305 nucleotides. Its product is annotated as protein-tyrosine phosphatase-like protein. The coding region runs from base 426 to 992 and encodes 188 amino acids. Gene Ontology annotation, biological process: negative regulation of MAPK cascade; protein dephosphorylation. The transcript is spliced from 5 exons. Gene Ontology annotation, molecular function: protein tyrosine/threonine phosphatase activity; MAP kinase tyrosine/serine/threonine phosphatase activity. Gene Ontology annotation, cellular component: cytoplasm. Lineage: Eukaryota; Fungi; Basidiomycota; Agaricomycetes; Boletales; Pisolithaceae. The record is from RefSeq and is a predicted model, not a curated record.
AAGCAUCUGCACCUCGGGACAACCAUGCUGUCUGAAUGCUGUGCAAACUCGGUGGCCAUAUUUGGAAAUACAGUCGGAAUACCCGUGCCCGAGUGACCCACCUCAACUAGUCGUAUCUACAAGCCGCUCGCCUUACCCAGAAAUGUAGGCUAACGUUCCUUUCUCAUGGCCACGAAGGUGGCGGUGAGCGCCCCCCACCUACCAUUCUUCGUUUUCGGCACCGUCUGCCACACUGCAUUUCAAGCUUUUACUCCCUGCUAGCGGAACGGCUAUGAAGUAACAUUAUUGCAACACACCGCCACCACGUCCGCCCAAGCUCUUUGCUGACGAUGGUGGACACGGCUACUCACUCCGGUCCGUGGUCGGUUGGACGCCCUGUGCGCUGCAGUAUCUGUGGUGGUACAAAAUGAUGAUGUCUUUGAGGGAUGCACUGGACAUUCUUCCAGGAAUUCCGGGUAGAUAUUUCAGGGGAAAUGGGUUGGAAAAACGUCGAUGCCAUCAUCGAGGGUAAGCUGUACCUUGGAAAUACCCACGCAGCUCGAUCGUCGCGGUCGUUAACUGAACGCCGGAUCACUCAUAUUGUGUCUGUUUGUUCCGACCCUAUUCCAGCUGAGGUUCCUGAAUCUGGAAUCUCUCACCUGCGAAUUCCUGUGGAAGAUGUCGAUUUCGCAGAUCUCCUCAUCCAUCUGCCCACAGCCUGUCACUUUAUCGACCAGGCCAUAAGCAGCGGGGGCACCGUCCUUGUACAUUGCCACCAAGGUUUGACGCGAAGUGCUACUGUAGUUGCGGCUUACCUAAUGUGCACUCGGAGAAUCGACACCACCCAAGCUAUGUCGGUGGUUCGAGAAGCACGAGAGCAAGUCUGGUUCAAUGCCGGGUUCCAGGAACAAUUAGUUCUAUUCGAGCUCUGUAGAUACCAGCCAACCACGGCAAACCCGUACUACGUGGGAUGGCGCCACAAGAUCGACAUGCAUCUUGCUAACCAACAGUGACAUAAGUCCCCGCCCCUGUCACAUCUCCCACCUGCAUCACCCUCCUUAAAAGCAUUUUUCAAUACUGUACUGGUAUAACAUGCUUAAUUGUGCUCAUAGAAGAUGUAUUCCUCCUUCAUAUCGGUUUUCUUUUUCCUCCUCUGCCAGUCAAUCUCUGUUGUUUUAGCAUACACUUGUUUUCUCAUACGGUCACUCGUGUAAUCGCAUCUUUUCCACACGCCAUUCGCUGUAAUUACACACUAAUUCACGGGCCAGCUUUACUGUCUCUUGUCUGAACGUUUUCUUACCGUAAUCGACCGCCACCCCACACGGG